CUGUAUAUGAAGAUUUAAAUAGACUCUGUCCAGUAGAGGGAAGUGAUACGCCAAGUAGCGUCAAAACUGCCGGAAAUCGAGAAGAAGAAGGGGGGGGGGGAAGUCAUUACAGUGCGCAUGAGCACUGGGCUAAAUCGGAAAGCUGGCGGCAAGAUCAGGCAUGUUUAGGGAGUUGGACAGGUGUUAGUCAUUGUGCAGUUACAGCGACCAAAGCAAGCAGUAGUAACUGCUCGCUUUACGGCAUUUAGACAACUUAAAACUGUUUGACAGUUUACCGAAGCUACGAGGAGUUUUUAUAAAGUGCGUCAUAUUUAGCACAACGGUAACGUUAGUUAGGUGACGAAUGCUGCUGCUGCUGCUGCUGGUCGAAGCUAGGAGACAAUAAUGCCUUCACUAACUCUGAACGGAGUGACAGUGAAUUUCCCAUUUCCUCCAUAUGACUGUCAGAAGGACUACAUGAGCAAAGUGAUUGAGUGUCUUCAGAAGUCACAGAAUGGGGUCCUGGAGAGUCCUACAGGUACUGGUAAAACCCUCUGCCUCUUGUGUGCCACCCUUGCCUGGAGGGAACACCUCAAGGACACCAUCUCUGCCCACAAGAUAGAGAGGCUAGGUGGAGAGGAGAUGUUCCAAAACAGGCCCCUGUCAUCCUGGGGAACAACUGCUACAGACAGUGACGCACUAACCCACUACACCGAUCUUCCCAAGAUCAUCUACGCAUCCAGGACACACUCUCAACUCGCACAGGUCAUCAAUGAGUUAAAGAACACCUCAUACAGGCCAAAGGUGUGUGUGCUGGGAUCCAGGGAGCAGCUGUGUAUCAACCCGGAAGUGAUGCGUCAGGAGAGCAACCACGUCAAGGUUCAUAUGUGCAGAGCAAAAGUUUCCACCAGGUCAUGUGUCUACUACAACAACACUGAAGAGAAGAGCACUGACAGAGACUUGGUGAAUUCUAUCCUCGACGUGGAAGACUUGGUCAAAUUUGGCAACAAACACAGGGUCUGUCCUUACUACCUCUCCCGUUCCUUGAAGCAGCAAGCAGAUGUCAUUUUCAUGCCAUACAACUAUCUGCUGGAUCCGAAGAGCCGCAGAGCGCACAAUAUUGAGCUAAACAGAGCUGUGGUCAUCUUUGAUGAAGCUCACAAUGUGGAGAAGACAUGUGAAGAAUCAACAUCAUUUGACCUAACUCCCUACGACCUAGCCUCAGCCAUUAAUGCUGUGGACAGGUUGCUGGUGGAGCAGACUAAAGGAGCCAUUCAUGGAGACUCUAUCAAUGAAGACUUGAAUGUAGAAUCCCUCAACUCAGGUUUAAAUGUGGCCACAAUUGCUAAAAUCAAACAGAUACUGCUGGAUCUGGAAGCUGCCAUCGAUUCCUAUGAUGUUCCAAGUGAAAAGGGCAUCACUAAACCUGGAAUUUUUAUCUAUGAGCUGUUAGAGAGAGCCCACCUGACUUACAACAGCAAGACGGCAGUCUGUGAAGCUCUGGAGCAGAUCACUGGAUACUUAGCAGGACAGCAAGGAAUAUUCCUGAACACAAGUGGACUGCAGAAGCUGGCUAAUCUUACACAGCUGGUGUUCUGUGGUGAGCCAUCAGAGAAGGACAGGUCGCAGCAGAUGCAGUCCAACACGGCUUAUUUUAAGGUUCAUAUCCACAGAGAUACCAGCUAUCAGAAGAAAACCCAGAGCACUGUUGUGUGGGCUUCAUCUUCAUCAAAGAAACAAGGCAACAUUCUGAGUUACUGGUGCUUCUCUCCUGGCUUCAGCAUGCAGGAUCUGGUGAAUCAAGGUGUUAGCUGCAUCAUUCUGACCAGUGGUACCCUCUCUCCCCUGACCUCAUUCACCUCUGAGAUGAGGAUAAAGUUUCCAGUGAGUCUGGAGAACAGUCAUGUGAUUGAGCGAGACCAGAUCUUUGUUGCCGUCAUUGAACAGGGCCCAGAUGGAGUGCCAUUGAGUUCAGCGUUUGAUCGAAGGUUUCUUCCUGAAAACAUGGCAUCUUUAGGAAACACUGUUGCCAACCUGACCCGUGUGGUUCCUCAUGGUCUCUUAGUAUUUUUUCCUUCCUUCCCUUUAAUGGAAAAAACCCUGGACUUCUGGAGAGCUAAUGGGCAUGCAGAUCGCAUUGAGAGCAUAAAGCCCAUGUUUGUAGAGCCCAAAGGAAAGGGCAUCUUUACUGAGGUUAUUGAUGGAUAUUACAACAAAAUCAAUGACCCAUCAUCCAAAGGAGGAAGUUUCUUUGCUGUGUGUCGAGGGAAGGCGAGCGAGGGUCUGGAUUUUGCAGACACCUUUGGUCGGGGUGUCAUCAUCACAGGCCUUCCUUUUCCUCCUCGGAUGGACCCUCGAGUCAUCCUGAAGAUGCAGUUCUUGGAUGAGAUGAGUCGGCAGAAAGCUCCUGGGCUGAAGUACCUGUCUGGGCAGGAGUGGUACAGACAGCAGGCUUUCAGAGCUGUGAACCAGGCCAUCGGUAGAGUCAUUCGCCACAAGGAGGACUAUGGAGCCAUCUUGCUGUGUGAUCAGAGGUUUAAAAGCUCUGAUGUAAGGACUCAGCUUCCAUCAUGGGUCAGGCCUCAUGUGCGUCUGUAUGGCAGCUUUGGGAACGUAAUCCGUGACGUCUCCCAGUUCUUCAGGGUUGCACAGAAAAUGAGACCCGUGGUUGAGAAGAAGGCUGCAGCAGAGAGCUGUGGAACAGUGUCGUUACCAGACACUCGGUCCUCUGACUUCAGUCCCCGCUCAUCCUCUCAAAGCUCCCACACCCAGAAGGCCAAGGUGCUGGAUGCCCAUCUUCCCAGCCUGAAGAGGAGGAGACUCAAUGAACACACUGGAGCUAACGGGAUGGCCAGGGUGUGUAUAGAGUAUGAAUGUGAGAUGCAGGAGAGCCAGAAGAGACCGGCCAACCUGCUGGAUGCUCUGGAGCAAGGAGAUCAUUGCAGUGGAGAGGAUGAUGCGGGAGUAAGAGAAGAGAAGGCAAACCGUUUGUCCACGCUGUCUCUUCAGUGUGACAAGAGGAUGGAUGAUGAAUUGCGGGGAGGAAAACGUAAAAUCAAAUUGGUCCAAGAACAGAAAACGUGCGUGUCUAAGGAUGUCUCUGAGGAUGGUUCAGCCAGCAGAGUUAAAAAUUUCCUGGGAGAGAUGAAGAAGUCACUGAGCCAGAUCACCUUUGACCGCAUCAUACAGGCUCUGCAGACCUACAAGAAGAAUAAAAACCUGGACGUCUUGCUCGCUGAGACAUCUGUCUUAACUGAGGACACUAACACUCACGGUCUGCUCCGGGGCCUCUACCAGUUCAUCCCCCCACAUCACAAAAAGAGGUUUGAUGAGAAAUGCAAGGAGCUUACGGGGCAGGGCUGUGGAUACAAACCAUAUCACUCACUGUCGAAGGAAGAAAGAGAGACUCUGAUGCAGCAGAACGCUACAGCUAAACAGUCUGCUGUAGGUCUUGCCUCCUCCAGCUGGAUGUCAUCCUGCAGUCAUCUGAAUACACAGCAGCUCAACAGAGGAGGACACCACCUAAACCAGCAGGGAUUAACAGCUCAGACUGGCUCUGCUCCAAAGAGUGACGUCCCUGCUGCCUUUAUGGCUGAUGUGAAAAAAGCCAUGGGAGCAGAAAAAUCCAAUGUGUUCUUCAGGGCCGUUCAGAGCUAUAAGAAGACGGGCUGCUAUGAAAACCUGGUGACCACACUGGCGAACUUAUUCACAGAGAGAGAUGAGGACUUCAGCCUUCUAGUCAGAUUUGGCGCAUUUAUUCCUGCUCGCCAUAAGCAGCAGUACAAAGAGAUGUUGGAUGGUUUGAUGGGUCAGUCCGUCUCUGCUGCUGACGUUCCUGCCGUGAGUGAGGACCAACAAAGUCACAGUGAAGAACAACCCAAUGUAUUGUAGUAUAAUAGAAACAUGUUUUUAUUUCUCAUAUCUUGUGUCAUACUUUCUGUAUUUUCAUCUAAUAUUAGAGAAGAGCUCAGAGGUCACUGAAGUCAUUGGGAAUCAUCUUCAUGGAGACCACAGAUAUCUUUAACAAACCUUAUGGCAGUCCUGCCAGUAGAUGUCAGUGUUUGACAGUUGGUGGUUGCACUGCACCACAGUGUUGGAGCAGCCUUUCAAUCUGAAGUGAAAAUGGUUUACGGAAUCUUGCUAGGAUUUAGAGAUGAACAGCCAGCACCUUUGGCAGAUGCUGCCAGAAGCUUACCCAUGCUUCCAGUAAAAAGUGUAGCUAAACACACCACUGAGAUGCCACUGUUUUGAAAACACCAAGAGUGACAAAGUUCUUGUAAACCAGAAGGACUUACAGAUAGUAGCCCAGGAUUUAGGACAUUUGAUUGUGAAGAAACAUUAGAAUCCUGCACAGUUGGCCUUACUCAUAUUCACAUUAUUAACAAUGUUUUGGGAGAUCUGAGGACCAAAAGGUUGUUAAAAAUGACUGCAAGUGAACAGCAUGACUACAACUAUUAUUUUUCUUUAAGUUACCAAGUUCUUUCAUGCCCAUUGGUUUCUGCCAAGAGGUUAUUACCAGGUCUGAAAAGUGAAGCUAGUGCUGAAGUGCCUUAAACCUGCAUUCUUUCUAAUGACUAUCAGGGGGCGACUCCACUAGUUACAAAAAGAAGUCAGAUUGUGUGGAAGUCUAUGAGAAAAUGACCCUACUUCUUACGUUAUCUACCUCAGUAGACAUUUUCAUAACUACUUUAUGGUCUCAAGUCUUCAGUCUACAGUAUGAUGUUAAUUUGGUGAAUUAUGGCCUCAUUUAAAGGAAAAUAGAUGAUAAAGCAGACAAAGCUUUAGGGCUUGGUUAACUUAAGAUUGACAAGUCAGUACCAUGGCAGUGUCCUCAGGUUCUCAGACAGAUUCAACCCUUGUUACAUCACACCUCCACCCUCUCGUUCAAGCAUGGUCACUUCUGGCUCCAAAAAAACAAAAUGGUUUUUCGGCUUCAAAACGGGAGUCCACAAACCAACGGUUUGACCCACAGUAGCUACGUCCAUUAUUUUAUACACUCUAUGGCUCCUACUGAAGAUGUAAAAUCUUAAAGGGGCCAUACACAUGUCGUGUUUUAUGCACCCUCAGAUUUUUUGUUUUCAAUGUAGAAGCGUGGCAGGCCAGGCAUGCUCAAAAGCCAGAGCGACGCACUUGCGUUCCCGAGCGCCUGUUUUUCAAGGUGUGAUGGCUGCACCCUGAGAUAAGCAGAGUUCAACUUUUGGAACACAGCAGUGCGCACCGCAUGUCAUGUGACGAGGAACAACCAAUCACAGCUGACAGAUACCUUUUCCUUCAUCUGUAAAUAUCAGUCUGUGAUAAAUAUGGAGAAGAAGUUGAUCAUUUUAGUUCAGAGCUGCCAGAGCUUUGCAUUUGUCCCAUGGACAAUAUUUUGGGCCUAAUGCAUUGGUUCCCAACUGGUGGGUUGCGGUCCAAAAGUGGGUCAUAGGUCCAUUCUGAAUGGACACAAGUAAGUAAACUUUGUGAAAAACACACUUCAUAUUGAAGUACAGUGAAUUUCUAGCACAGUGUUGUUUCAUGCAAUAGAGUGAGUGACUAACAGACAGCUACUUGACAGAGACAGCAAACUAGCUCAACAACAUGGCCAAACACAGGUAUGACUCUGAAUAUAGUAAACUGUGUGGACCUUGAACUAAUGACUAAGGAGAAGUCUAGAACCCAUGGUUGGACCAGUUGGUAACCACUGGCCUAAUACACAUUUACAAAACAAUGCCUGGAAGAAGAUCAGCUCUGUACUCAGGAUUUCUGGUAUGUAUACUAUAAUAUGGUUCUAGUCACGGUUGCUUAGCAACCUCAGAUGCAACCUGUCUCUGCGCCCCUUGAAAGUAGGCACAAGAGUACCACCCAGCACCCAACCUCGCACGUUUCAUCAUCGCUGUCUUUAAGACACAAAACCAUACAAAGUGAAGUUACAGAAACAUUGUGUGUGUGUGUUUCAGACAGCUCUGAACUGUUACUGCUGACAAAACCCUGCACUCCACUCUGUUCAGGGGCAAUAUCUGGUCAUGGCUUUGUAAUGUAACUGUAAAGAAGGUGCACAGCCUGUUCUCUAUUUCAUUGCUCUGUAUUAAAUUAAUGUCAUGAAAAUGUCA
Messenger RNA from Epinephelus lanceolatus (giant grouper), 6068 nucleotides. RefSeq names its product regulator of telomere elongation helicase 1 (gene rtel1). The record is from RefSeq and is a predicted model, not a curated record. Gene Ontology annotation, biological process: DNA recombination; DNA repair; negative regulation of t-circle formation. Lineage: Eukaryota; Metazoa; Chordata; Actinopteri; Perciformes; Serranidae. Gene Ontology annotation, cellular component: nucleus. Gene Ontology annotation, molecular function: DNA helicase activity; DNA polymerase binding; DNA binding.